GAGACAAGCUUCUCACUCCUUCAAAUACCCACUGCACCUGAGAAAAGAGAGACCAAAAUGAGCAGUCCGUACCACGAAGACGUCCACGACAGAGGCGAGUGCAAAAGCAAAUCGCCUACACUGCUCUCCUCGUACUGCAUAGACAGUAUCCUCGGGAGGAAAAGCCCGUGCAAAGUCAGACUGCUUGGAGCACAAAGUUUGCCAGCGCUGCCGUCGAGAGCGGAGAACGACCAAGGUGCUGAGGACAUGCACCUGCCACCAAAACUACGCCGGCUAUACGGUCCUGGGGGACGAUACCUUGACACUUCCAGAGGUUAUCAUGACCACUCAGAGCGUGUCGAGAGAGAGCGGCUUUUGGACCAGGCCUGCGAAAAUCUCAAAAUCAACCAAGCCCCACAAGUCAGCAUAAGCCGCAGCAAAUCCUACAGAGAGAAUGCGUCUUUCAGUCACAACGAGGAAGGGCAAGGUGCAGAGAACGGGUCCGAAGAGCUUGUGGAACUUAGCACGCUGAAGUUCGAAGAGGACGCUGUGAAAGAGGAGACGUGUGGAGACGCGGAACUCUCUCCGAAGGACGAAGAGAGUCUACAAAACGAUGGGGAUGUUAAAGAUGGCGAGGACAGCGUUUGUUUGUCGGCGGGCAGUGACUCGGAGGAGGGGAUGAUGAAGAGAAAGCAGAGAAGAUACAGGACUACCUUCACUAGCUACCAGCUCGAGGAGCUGGAGAGGGCCUUCCAGAAAACUCACUACCCAGAUGUGUUUACAAGAGAGGAGCUCGCGAUGCGGUUGGACCUGACGGAGGCACGCGUACAAGUGUGGUUCCAGAACCGGCGGGCCAAGUGGAGAAAGCGCGAGAAAGCUGGGGUGCAGACCCACCCGCCCGGCCUCCCCUUCCCCGGACACCUGGCAGCAGCGCAUCCCCUAAGCCACUACCUGGAGGGGGGGCCAUUCCCACCACAUCACCACCCCGCGCUGGAGUCGGCUUGGACGGCUGCUGCAGCGGCUGCCGCUGCCUUCCCCGGUUUGGCUCCGCCCCACAACGGCUCCGGCCUGCCCCCGGCCACGCCCCUCGGGUUGGGCACCUUCUUGGGCACAGCCAUGUUUAGACAUCCUGCUUUCAUCGGGCCCACCUUUGGGAGACUCUUCUCCAGUAUGGGUCCCCUGACUAGUGCUUCCACUGCGGCCGCUCUGCUCCGUCAGCCCGUCCCACCCGUGGACAGCCAGGUCCAGCCAGGCCCCGCCCUCCCCUCGGACCCAUCAUCUUCCCACGCGGCCGACCGACGGGCCUCCAGCAUCGCAGCGCUCCGGCUCAAGGCCAAGGAGCACUCGGCCCAGCUGACGCAGCUCAACAUCCUGCCGUCCGGCGCCGCGGGCAAGGAGGUGUGCUGAGCCGGGCCCCACGGACCGGACCGGACCUCUGCCACGCCUCGCUACCUACCCUCUUGCACCCUGCCGCCCCUCCCUCUUGCCCUUAAACCUCCUUCCAAACUAAAGCAAGACCAAAUCCAUAGAAACUCUAGCAACACUGAGCUGCAGUUGGCACUAGCUAGAGGCUGAGAGCUGCCAGCCUGCCAUGGCAUCCAUCCUUCAUCCGACCUCCACUGCCCACCCAACAUACAGAGACCGCAUACGGGCAGUCCACUCUCUGAACUGACCUCUCCUGGGGGGGGGGGGGGGGGGGGGGGGGGGGGGCAGGUUGUGGUGUGAACCUGUUGCCAGGGGAGACCUCUGGUUGGCCUGUGCAAAUCCAGCACGCAUGUCAUGGCGAGAAGGGCCACCGGCCCCAGAACCCAGUUACCCAUAAUGCACCAUCACCAACCAGCCCCCGCCCCCCAACACACAUCUUUUAUAACCCACCAUAGACUUGAACAUUUCCUGUUAGCAAUGUACUUAGUGUGUGUGUUCACAAAUACAUCUAGCCUGAUGAGACCUAGUGUUCAAACAGACCAGGAACCCUCAGGUCACGGGGGUGGGGGUGAGGUGGGGUGAGGAGGGGUGAGGAGUGUACUGCUACAUGGGAGGUCAUCUUAGUAUGCCUCACCUCAGCAGGCAACAGGCUGACCUGUGCUCUUUGUUCACUGUGCACCAGAGGUCAAUAUACCAAAGGGAAACCCAGUCACCACGUCAGACUUUCUCCAGACUCUCUCCUCGGGCCUUAGUCAGUCGAUCCAUCAUUAUAGUUUAAGUCUCCACACCGACCUCUGUCCAACUGACCUGUCGAGCAUUUGUGUAGGUUAAAUACACUGUUUUUUGGACCUUUUUUUUUAUUUUUAAAAUCCCCAAUUGGAUUGAUUAUGCUAUAUUGCAAUCCUAUUUGACAAGACAGAGAUGAUGUGAUGUUUAGAGUAAAUACACAGCCUCACUCACGCAACUGUGAUGAGCAAAUGUACAUAAUAAUGCAAAGUGGAAAGAAAAAAAGAAAGAAAAAAAAUUAACAGAGUCUUGUAUAUUUGGAGAAAAAAAGUUUGAAAAAGAUGCACUUGAUGUAGUAUUGUAUGACUGUUUCUGAGUAGAAAAGCUCCUAUGUUAAUGAGAUAUUAGGUUUUUAGACUAUAAUUUAUGUUCACUCUCUGCUCAAGAGCAUUUUGAUGGAGAAGAGAGGUUGCUUUAUUGAUAAGUGAGUGUAAAUGACUCUGGCUUAGGCCUGAUAAACUAUAACUAAAUAAA
Messenger RNA from Alosa sapidissima (American shad), 2664 nucleotides. RefSeq names its product aristaless related homeobox a (gene arxa). Gene Ontology annotation, molecular function: DNA-binding transcription factor activity, RNA polymerase II-specific; RNA polymerase II transcription regulatory region sequence-specific DNA binding. Gene Ontology annotation, biological process: regulation of transcription by RNA polymerase II. NCBI's taxonomy places the organism in Eukaryota, Metazoa, Chordata, Actinopteri, Clupeiformes, Clupeidae. The transcript has 5 exons. The coding region runs from base 58 to 1386 and encodes 442 amino acids. The record is from RefSeq and is a predicted model, not a curated record.